GCCCAUCUCCCCAUUGAAUCAUUCCACACGUCCCCGACUGCGUUUCCAGGGGUCACAUGCUGGCAUCGAAUUACCACGCCGCGGGCGGGCCGGGAGUUCGAACCUUUCCGCGGUCGCUUCGGACCGCCGAGUGCAUUGUGCUAUAAAAGACUGCUAUCGGUUACAUUGAGCGCUCUCCCCAUAGAAAAAUGCAGCUCUCCGGUUCCCUCCUCAAGUGUCUGGGUCUGCUCUCUCUGGCAGCCGGUGCGCUCGCCACCGGCGAAAGGUCGGAGGAACUGAAGGGGAAGUGCACGCUCAAGGCGUCUGGAGGGGACGACGCCCCGCAGUUCCUGAAGGCCGUCCAGUCGUGCUCGGAGGUCAUCAUCCCGAAGGCGACGACGCUCAAUAUCGCGACGCGCCUUAACAUGACGGGGUUGUCGGACAAACACAUCAGAGUGAAAGGGACGAUACGAUUUAGUCCGGACAUCCCGUACUGGAGCACCAACGGCUUCCCAUUCGCCUUCCAAACUCAGAUCACUUUCUGGAUUCUCGGCGGAGAAAACAUCAUUCUCGACGGGGGAGGAACGAUCGACGGUGCCGGUCAGCCGUGGUACGACGCAUUCGCGCUGAACAAGACUUUGGCGCGGCCGAUCAUGCUCACGAUCUUCGAAGCCAAGAAUGUGCUCGUCGAAGACAUCAAGAUGAUCGACUCGCCCGAGUGGUUCCACUUCCUCAGCAACGGGCAGAACGUCACCUACAACAAGCUGAAUAUCAGUGCCGUGAACGCUGCCGGCACGGAGGCCAAGAACACCGAUGGGUGGGAUAUCUACCGCUCUUCUGACGGCGAGUUGCUCCGCGUUAUGCCUAUCGUGUCCUCACGGAGCCUUCCAGUUGUCAUUAAAAACUCCGUCAUCAACAACGGAGACGAUUGUGUUUCGUUGAAGCCAAGUCAGAUUAUUCGUGUCCUCGGACGCAUCUUUCUCAACUUUCACAGAUGUCACGAAUGUCCUCGUCUCGAAUUUGAAGUGCAACGGAAGCCAGUACUGGCAUAUCUAUGGGGUAAUGCAUUGAUCCUGAUAAGACGAACCUUGGCUGAUCAAGUCAGGUCGCUGGGACAGUACCCGGGCAUCUUCGACUAUAUCGAGAACGUGGUAGCCACCGACGUUGUGAUGUCUAACGCUCAGAACGGCGCCCGUAUCAAGGCCUUUGCCGGGCCGAACGUGGGCAGCGGCAUCGUCCGCAAUAUCACGUUCGCGCAUUUCACGGAAUCGCUGGUGGACAACCCGGUUGUCGUUGACCAGUGCUAUAUGACAAACGCGACGGCUUGUGCUGCAUUCCCUUCGAACGUGAUAAUUGAGGAUGUGUGGUUCAACAAUAUCUCGGGCACUGGGAGCGGUUCCUUGGUUGCCAGCAUCGGCUGUUCUCCGGGCAACCGCUGCUCCGACAUCAACGUCAACAACUUCACACUCAGCGCCGCGCCAGGGCACGGAUCCGCAGUGUACCAGUGCCAGAACACGAAUCUGACGGGCAAUGCCGUGGAGCUGUUCCCGACAUGUACCGUGACGUAGACUCUAAUAAUUUUAUUUAUGACAAAAUAACGGAAUAGAGUAUGUGAUGUUCGA
Messenger RNA from Mycena citricolor, 1601 nucleotides. NCBI's taxonomy places the organism in Eukaryota, Fungi, Basidiomycota, Agaricomycetes, Agaricales, Mycenaceae. The record is from the annotation of a GenBank genome assembly.